AUGAUCCUCACCAAGCACCUCACAUCUUUCAUUGUGCUUCCUCUUUUCAUCCUUAGCGCAUCUACUGCUCCAAGCCAUGACCCUCCGAUUCUCAACCCCAUCAUUCCCCCAGAGGUUGACCCGAAAGACUGCUCAGUCUUCACCCUCGACAAACAGGUCACUCUGGCCUGGACUGGUACACCAGACUUGGAGCCUGGGUCGAAAGGAAUGCGAAAGCCUGGUAAGAUCAUAUUCAUCACUUCCGUGGAUAGUUGUGGAGAAGAUUACGCAAACGACUUGGUCCUUGCUCAAUCCAUCGCAUUCAACCAUGGCACGAAGACAUCCACUGCCAAGGGUUCCACGACCGACUAUGACGAUGUAUAUAAGCGUUUCAAGCUCGACUUUGGCAAAAUCGGAACACUGAAUGUCAGGCGGGCCAUUAAUAAAAGAGCUACCUACGAAUGGCAUCAAUAUCUCAAUGAUGAAGGCAUUCUCGGUACUGAUGAAGACGCGCCGUGGGAAAAUGCUGCCAAGCUCAUCGAAUGGGUCCCAGAAGGCGGAGAAGAGGAUGAUUCGUAUGCCAAGGGCGAAGUUGCUGAUCCAAACGGCCAUCACAAGCGUUGGGAUAACGCCACGCUUGCAGAGCGUGACUUGUCCUAUGGUCUGAUCCUUUAUUGCGUGGAAUGUGGAUUUGGCGGCAAGGCUUCUCUCACUGGUACCAUUGAAGCCAGCAUCUUCAGCGGUAUCGAGGUAGCCCAGAUCCAGUUCAACGCCCGGUUCAAAGCUGGGCUCAACCUUGGCUUGAAAGCAUUCGUCAAGUACGAGAAGGAAUGGACAUACCCUGUCGCAGAAUUCUCUCCGUGGAGCUUCGGCAUUCCACUCCUUUGCACUGUUGGACCUUAUAUCGGUCUCGAUGUCCAAGUUGAAAUGGCUAUUGAAGCAACCGGAACCUUGCUCAUUGGAGCUUCGGUAGAGUGGCAGAACAUUGAUAUCUUGGUUGAUCUUCUGGACUCUGAUAAUAGUCACUCCAAUGGUCUCACCCCGAUGGAGGCGUCUCUGGGUAUACCUGCUAGUGUCGGUGUCAAGCUCAAUGUUUUGGGGGGAUUAUGGUCAGCCAAGGGAGGAGUAGUCGACACACCCUCGGUUGUCUUGGAAGGGAGCUUCGAGGUUAGUGCGACAGUCCCUGAGGAUGGUGAGAUUGUGACAGAUGUUGAUGGCGAUUGCUACGGCAUCGCUUGGAACAUCCAUUUCGAGAACUCCGCUGAUGCAUUUGUCACAAUUGGUGGCGAUACAACGAAGUUUCCUCUCAUUGAUCCCAUGGAGAGUGAUCCCAUUGCUGAAGGAUGCAUUCGCUAUGUCAAUGACGGGACUGGCGAUGAUGGGUCUGACGAUGAGGGUGGUAUGUCAGGAACCGGGAUGGACUGCGGUGGUAGUGGUCUAUUCGCCUAUUGUGUCGGGCCACAACCAGCGCCUGUCUUCGAUCCGACAUCCAAGAAGAAGUCUGGUACCAAGUCCACCAGCAAUGGUAAGAAGGCUGGUUCGAACAAGAAGCCGAAGACAUCAACUACCAGCAAGAAACCAACUAGUAUCAAGACAAAUAAGCCAACCAGGACCUCUGUUGUUACAACAGCCACUACCAAGAACACCAAGGCUACCCAGGCUGUGAACAAGAAAGCCAGCCUGGCCAAAACAUCCACAACGUCCAAGAAGGCUUCUCUAGCAUGUACUCCCUCAGCUAUCGCCAAUACCAAGGCCCCUCCACGUUCGGUUUGUAAGAGGAAUGUGACAAAAGCCCGCGUUCCAUCCAGAUCUAUUAUUGGUACAGCCUCUUUUGUUAAGAGCGACAAGGUCAUGGACUAG
Fusarium redolens is the source of this 1839-nucleotide messenger RNA. RefSeq lists its product as uncharacterized. The transcript is spliced from 6 exons. NCBI's taxonomy places the organism in Eukaryota, Fungi, Ascomycota, Sordariomycetes, Hypocreales, Nectriaceae. The record is from RefSeq and is a predicted model, not a curated record. Bases 1 to 1839 code for a protein of 612 amino acids.